Bufo gargarizans (Asiatic toad) is the source of this 1743-nucleotide messenger RNA. It is a transcript of the gene PPP1R14C, whose product is annotated as protein phosphatase 1 regulatory inhibitor subunit 14C. Gene Ontology annotation, biological process: regulation of phosphorylation. The record is from RefSeq and is a predicted model, not a curated record. NCBI's taxonomy places the organism in Eukaryota, Metazoa, Chordata, Amphibia, Anura, Bufonidae. Bases 198 to 641 code for a protein of 147 amino acids. Gene Ontology annotation, cellular component: cytoplasm. The transcript has 4 exons. Gene Ontology annotation, molecular function: protein serine/threonine phosphatase inhibitor activity.
CAGGUGCGAGGUGAGCAGACGGCGGAUGACAGGCUGAACACAGACGACGAGCCGCGACCGUGCGUUAUAUAGAGAGGGCGGACUAAUACACGGGCUGUGGUGAUGAGGCAGUAGAGCGCUGCGGUAUCAGCACACAAGUCCUGCGGGGAUUACUGCGCGGUCCUCGCAUCCUAGCGUACCCGGCUCCACUCAGGGAGAUGUCGGCAGUGAGCGGCGCGGAGCCCAGCCCUGCUGCAGCCGCGGGCAGGGUGUUCUUUCAGACCCCGCUGCCUUCCCCUGGAACCCGGGAGGACUCCCCGCAGGUGUCGGCUCAGCAGCACAAGCAGCAGCAGCAGAGGAGGCAGCAGCAGGGGAAAGUGACUGUGAAAUACGACAGGAAGGAGCUGAGGAAGCGGCUGAUACUGGAGGAGUGGAUUGUGGAGCAGCUCAGCGAGCUCUAUGGCUGUGAGGAAGAAGAAAUGCCAGAAGUAGAAAUAGAUAUAGACGAUCUUCUAGAUGCAGCUAGUGAAGAAGAACGUGUUGUCAAAUUACAGGAAUCAUUAGUAGACUGCUACAAACCAACAGAGGAAUUUAUCAACCAACUGUUGUCUCGAAUACAAGGCAUGCGAAAACUAAGUCCUCCUCAAAAAAAGGAUAUAUAAAUUUGCCAUGACCCCCGUCUGUCUCGAGAUACAGCAAGAGAAUCAAGACCACAAGACUUUUCACUUUCUUUCUGACGAACUCUCUAUAUUGCUGUUUUAAGGAGGUUGGGAUAUACAAAGAUGUAGUUCUUAACUAAAUACUAGUUGUGUUUUUUUUUGUUUUGUUUUUUGUGGUAGUUAAUAAAGUUUUUUUUUAUGACUUUUUUUUUUUUUUUUACUACUUAUAUAAUAGUGAGCAAAACCUCAUGUUUUGGAGAUUUUUAGUUAAAAUUUAAAAGGUUUUUGGAUGUUCAUUUAUGUUAAGUUUGUGACAGGAUUGGGGUUACAAUAUAUCUGCUGCUUUGUCUCUGCUUCAUGAGUACAUUUCCAAUCUUAGACCCAGAUUUACAACCUUAAGCUCUGUUCACUUUGUCGGAUCCCGUUGAUUUUUUUUUUUAUGGGUCCAUUGGGGUUCUGGUGUUUCUUGAAGACAGGAGUAGUGCUGCAGUCUACAUUUUUCUCACCAUAAAACUACCGAAUUGGACCUAUUAGUGCAUAUGGACAUAUUUUAUUAUAAUACUGCAAAAAAAAAAGGCUUCCCUCGUCAAAAACAAUUAGCCAUUUCUGGGAGCCCGCAUUUUUUUUUAUUUUAAUGUACCCUUGUAUUAGCAUAGCACAAAAAUUGCAACCACACUGCAGUACCUUAAACAAAUGCAAGAAAAGAUUUGCUCCUUACCUUACACUGGUCACACAAAUUAGAUGGAAGUUGGUUGAUUGAACAGCAGUUGAACAAUCAUCUGGUGAAUGUUCGUUUCACAGACAUGGCCUUACACAUUUUAGUCCAUAUUGGCUAUUCAAGUUCAUCAAACUGGUCAUACAUGUUCAAUAAAACCGGGCGAUUGAUUAAAGAUCCUUCUGGGAACGUUCUUUCAAAGCAAGAUCUUUGUCUCACGUACGAGCUUUCUUUGAACAAAACUUCUUUCAUCUGACCAACAGAUAAAAAUAUUAAACAUGGCCAACUUAUGUAUAUAUAUUUUUUUCAUUGGUCAGCUAAGGGCUCUUUCACACUUGCGUUUUUUUUCUUCCGGUAUAGAGUUCCGUCGUUGGGGCUCUAUGCCGGAAG